GUCUGGACGGGAAGAUAACGCAGAGGAAACAGGGCUGGGUCUGUCAGACUUGUGCACAUGAAAGCUGUACUUUCUCUAUAGGCCUACCACAGUGGUGCCGAGGCGGAUGGGAAUUCACGACGCUCCGUGACAUUUCUGGCUCCUGUGGGCGUCGCUGCUUUGCUCUGAAGCUGACGUGACGCUGCCGCUCUUGCACAACUUUGGGAACUAUGUGGAUUUGUUUGCUAGAUCUGAGAAGGAAUGCGCGGACCUAGCACCAGUCUCUACCGUGUGUUUUUGCUUGUAUCAAACACAUUCUUGAUUUGGACCGAUCUACUUUGAAUAUCCGCUUGUUAUUUGGAUUCACCCUAUGCUUGUACUCGACAGGAAGCAUGCAUCAUGAUGCAGGGCUGCAGGGAAACCCUUACUCGUGCAUUUACCUGGGUUAAACCCGAAGGACGCUGCACGUCGUGUUUGCGUGUGGGUUGCAUGGGAAACUGCCGUGCGUAACGCCGACUCUCCAUGGCGCAAAGCUGGAAAAGACAUCCAUCAGAGGUAGUUUAACUUAACGUAGCGAACAUGAGCCUAGAUCAAGACGGAAUAUCUCUGAUGGUGCCCUGCUUUGGGACGGGUCCCAGCAAAGACCGCACAGGUGAGAGCGCGAGCAGCGGCACUCAUGUGGAGGCUGGUGGCUCUUCUGUCCCCGCAGCGGGAAGUUUCUGGCAGGACCCUUCAGCGAACAGCGGAGGGAUAAGUCCCACUCUGGGGCUAUGCUCACUGGAAUCUGGGGGUUUGUUGACCACGGGGAAGUCAACGAAAAGGCCGGUCACGGUGGCCUAUGUAAUGAAUAGUGAUGCCAACCUACAGAACAGUGCCGAGAUUCUGGCGCUCCAGUGCCUGAAGGACGCGUGUGAUGCGGUGGGCAGCAAACUGGACACGGUUAACUUUGGGAAACUGGACUUUGGGGAGACCACAGUGUUGGACCGCUUUUAUAACGCAGACAUCGCCGUGGUGGAGAUGACCGAUGCUUUCCGCCAGCCCUCUCUUUUCUAUCACCUGGGCGUUCGCGAGAGCUUCAGUAUGGCCAACAACAUCAUCCUGUACUGUGAUACCAACUCGGACUCCCUCCAAUCCCUCCAGGAGAUCAUCUUCCAGAAGAACACUACAUGCUCAGCCAACUACACGUUCAUUCCAUACAUGGUGACUCCUCACAAUAAGGUGUAUUGUUGUGAGAGCAGUCUGAUGAAAGGGCUGACGGAGCUCAUGCAGCCCAGCUUUGAGAUGCUCUUAGGCCCCAUCUGUAUGCCUCUGCUGGACCGCUUCAUCCAGCUGCUUAAGGAAUCCCAGGCCAAUUCAUGCCAGUAUUUCCGUGAGACCAUCCUAAGUGACAUCCGAAAGGCGCGGGAGCUGUACACGGGGACAGAGCUGGCCUCGGAGCUGAGCCGGAUACAGCAGAGACUGGACAAUGUGGAGUGCCUUUCUGAUGACAUAGUGAUCAACCUGCUGCUCACCUACAGGGACAUACAGGAUUAUGAGUCUGUUGUGAAACUGGUGGAGACACUGGAGAAGCUGCCGACCUUUGACCCCAUGGUCCAUCCACAUGUCAAGUUCCACUACGCCUUUGCACUCAACCGGAGGAACCUUCCAGGAGACAGACAGAAGGCCCUGGACAUCAUGCUGCCCCUGGUGGAGGGUGAGGAGCAGGUUGCCUCAGACAUCUACUGCCUGGUGGGACGCAUCUACAAGGACAAGUUCCUGGAGUCUCAUUUUACAGACACAGAGAGCCGAGACAGCAGUUCACACUGGUUCAAAAAGGGGUUUGAAUCUGAGCCAACACUACACUCUGGUAUCAACUAUGCUGUUUUGCUCCUGGCGGCGGGACACCAGUUUGAUACAUCUUUUGAACUUCGGAAAGUGGGCGUGAAGCUGAGCAGUCUGCUGGGGAAAAAGGGCAGCCUGGAUAAGCUGCAGAGCUACUGGGAUGUGGGCUUCUUCCUGGGGGCCAGUAUUUUGGCCUGUGACAACACCCGGGUCAUCCAGGCAUCGGAGAAACUCUUCAAACUCAAAGCGCCAAUCUGGUAUUUACGCUCUCUUGUGGAGACCAUUCUGAUUUACCAACAUUUCAAAAAGCCUACCACAGAGCAGCCAGCACCAAAACAAGAACUGGUGGACUUCUGGAUGGACUUUUUGGUAGAAUCCACAAAAAAGGAUGUAUCUUCUGUUCGAUUUCCUGUGCUGAUAUUGGAGCCCACCAAAGUGUACCAGCCUUCAUAUUUGUCCAUUAACAAAGACGUAGAGGACAACACAGUGUCGAUCUGGCAUGUGGCUCCUGAUGACAAGCACAAAGGGAUCCAUGAGUGGAACUUCAGUGCCACUUCAGUUCGUGGUGUCAGCAUCUCCAAGUUCGAUGAGCGCAGUGCCUUCCUGUACGUCCUUCAUAAUGCUGAAGACUUCCAGAUCUACUUCUGCACUGAAAUGCACUGCAAAAGAUUCUGUGACCUGGUUAACAGCAUCACUGAGGAGGCUUGGAGAGGUCCGGAGGAGGGGGACUGUGAUGGUGACGCCUUAGAGUACGAUUAUGAGUAUGAUGAGCAUGGCGAGCGGUUGGUCCUGGGAAAAGGCACAUUUGGAGUGGUCUACGCUGGACGGGACCUCAGUAACCAGGUCCGACUGGCCAUCAAGGAGAUCCCAGAGCGAGACAGCAGGUACUCUCAGCCUCUCCAUGAGGAAAUCGCUCUCCACAAACACUUGAAGCACAAGAACAUUGUGCAGUACCUGGGCUCCAUCAGCGAGAACGGCUUCAUCAAGAUCUUCAUGGAGCAAGUGCCUGGAGGCAGUCUCUCUGCUCUGCUGCGGUCCAAGUGGGGCCCUCUGAAAAACAACGAGCCCACCAUCGGCUUCUACACUCGGCAGAUUCUGGAGGGGCUCAAGUAUCUCCAUGAUAACCAGAUUGCACACAGAGACAUCAAGGGCGACAAUGUUCUCAUCAACACCUACAGCGGCGUCCUGAAGAUCUCCGACUUUGGCACGUCCAAAAGGCUGGCUGGGAUCAACCCCUGCACCGAGACGUUCACAGGCACAUUGCAGUACAUGGCUCCUGAAAUCAUUGACAAGGGUCCCAGGGGCUAUGGUAAACCUGCAGACAUCUGGUCCCUGGGCUGCACCAUCAUCGAGAUGGCCACAGGGAGACCGCCCUUCUACGAGCUGGGAGAGCCACAGGCCGCUAUGUUCAAAGUGGGCAUGUUUAAGAUUCACCCUGAGAUCCCUGAGUCUAUGUCACAUGAGGCCAAGGCGUUCAUCCUGCGCUGCUUUGAGCCCGACCCAGACCGACGCGCCACGGCAACAGACCUGCUCACUGACCAGUUCCUCACUGUCACCAGCCGCAAGAAGAAGAACAAGAGCAACCUCAGUGCUCCUUCCUCUGGAUCAGAGUACCUCCGGAGCAUCUCUCUGCCGGUCCCGGUGGUGGUUGAGGACACGAGCAGCAGCAGUGAGUAUGGCUCUGUCUCCCCUGACAAUGACCUCCACACCAACCCCUUCAACUUCAAACCCAGCAGCAAGUGCCUGAGCGAGAGGGAGGUGAAGGGGCCCCGCUCCCUGUUCCUGAGCAUUCCAGUGGAGAACUUUGAGGAUCACAGCGCCCCUCCCUCUCCUGAUGAGAAAGACUCAGGCUUCUUCCUUCUUCGAAAGGACAGUGAGAGGAGAGCUACGCUGCACCGCAUUUUAACAGAGGACCAGGAUAAAGUGGUCGCCAACCUCAUGGAUGCUCUGACACAGGGGGCUGAAGAGACUAAGCUAAAGCCUCAGAACAUCUCCACACUGGUGUCCAGUCUGGCAGAUUUUGUGCGGAUGGCGGAUAGGAAAAUCAUUGCCAGCACUUUGUCUCAACUCAAACUAGAACUGGACUUCGACAGCACGGCCAUCAGCCAGCUGCAGGUGGUGCUGUUUGGCUUUCAGGAUGCUGUGAACAAAGUGUUGAGAAACCACAACAUCAAGCCUCACUGGAUGUUUGCUCUGGACAACAUCAUCCGUAAAGCCGUGCAGACCGCUAUCACGAUCCUGGUGCCAGAGCUGAGGCCCCACUUCAGCCUGGCCUCAGAGAGUGACCAUGCGGACCAGGACGAUGUGGAUGAUGACCCUGAACCAACCCGGUCCCAGCCACACCAGAGCCGGACCGGUCCUGCUGCCCCUAACGAUGACACCAUCGCCCCUAACGACGAUACUGUGGUCACUUCCGGGGUCAGCACCCUCAGCUCCACAGUAUCACAUGAGUCCCAUGCUGCCCAGCGCUCUGUUAGCAUGGAGCUGGGGAGAAUGAAGCUCGAGACCAACAGGUUGUUGGAGCAGUUAUUGGAGAAGGAGCGAGAGUACCAGGUCAUUCUUCAACAAGUGCUGGAGGAGAGAGAGCAAGAGAUACGGCUUCUGAGGCUGAGAUCUGAGCCCACAGACUUGCCCACAUCCCCAUCUGCUCAGGAGGGACCAAAGAGCCACACCACAGAGCCACAAGAAGACACAGAGCUGACCAAAUGGCUGCGGCUCUCUGGAGCUGAUCAGGACUCCAUAGACAAAAUUGUGAAUGAGCAGUACACACUGAAUGACAUCCUUUAUGAUGUGACGAGAGAGGAUCUGAAGAGUUUAAGCCUGAGAGGCGGGAUCCUGUGCAGACUGUGGAAGGCCAUCACUGAGCACAGAGAGAAGCCCACCUGAAGCCUUACUGUGCGAGGACACUCAGAGCAGCUUUCUCUCUCCUUUACCUCAAUAUUUAUGUGAGAAAACCUGAGAAAAACACAUUCAGAGGACUGGCUUGUGUGUUUGGUCUCCCAACUCCUAACCAAGAGAGUUGUAGAAUUGUAAUGCUUAAAAAAGGUCAUUUUAAGAAGUGCCGAUGUAUUUUUGUUAUGGCAGAUUCUUGUUACAGAAAUAUAUUUAGAGAGAGCACAAACUCCUGUCUUUACAAAAUGUUUACAAAAACUAUGGGACUGAUGGAUUUGACAAGCCUGAGAUAUGAUUCUAUACAUUCAAAAUAUAUAUAUACUGAACAAGCAUGACAUUGUGACUGUACUGGCAAGGCAGGGUAUAGCUCAAUUUGUACACAAAGUAAUUCAAAGUGCUUUAAAUUACAAUACAAACAAAACAAAAAAUAAAAUAGUCAUCAUAAAAUAAACAUUAAAAUAGAAGAGUUCAGAAUAAAAACCUUUCAGUCAUAUGCACAGCUAAACAGAACUGCUUUGAGCCUGGAUUUAAACAUGGCCGUAGUAGAAGCAUGUCUGUAGCUUCAAACAAGUACUAACCCAAGCAAUUUAAGUUGUUGCAGAAUAAACUACACAAUAAACAACUACUCUCCAUUUCUAUAGAUACUGACCAUUGCAGACUAGGAGACUACUGUCCCCUUCUAUAGAUUGGGAAGACCUUUGGCAAACUGAGUCUUUUUUUUCCUUCUAAUAGGAUAAAGUGAUCACUUGCUGCCUUAUAUAUUCUACCCAGCAAGUGUCAUAAUGAGGUGAUAAUAGGUCAGUAGUUAUAAUGUUAUGGCUGAACAGUGUAUAUAUCAAAGUAAUGUCAUUAUGUUGUAUAAUGUUUCAUUAUAUUAUCACUACAUUAUUUAAUUUUAUUUAAUCGGAAGGGUCUUGAUACAUGGUCUUUUCGUUACAGAUUAUUUAAUUUCUUCACACUGCAAAUUAAACAUUUGCAUUGUUGUGUAAAUAUAUUGUGUUCUAUAUAAUAUGUGAACAACAUUUCUCUUUAUUGAUAAUGUAUUGAUUAUAUGGUCUCUUAAAACAUGUGAACAUGCAUUUGUAUGGAAUGGAUAUUUGUGUCUAAAUCAUGUCAAGUAAUUGGGGUGAUUACUGUUAAGUCAUUUUACUAUUGCAUCGAGACAUACUAUGUAUUUUGUUGUAUCUUGCUCAUGCAGUCAUUUGAACAUUUUAACAUGCAUGUAAUGCAAAAAAGAUUAAUUAUGGAGGAGCCUUUACAUUUUUACCACUUUAUGUUGUUUGGAAAAUAAGCAUUUAUGCAUUUGUUUUGUAUCUAACUGGGGUCAAGACUUUUGUGUCACAAUGUCAAAUAAAAUGCCCAUAACAAAGCAGA
Messenger RNA from Periophthalmus magnuspinnatus, 6066 nucleotides. It is a transcript of the gene map3k5, whose product is annotated as mitogen-activated protein kinase kinase kinase 5. Gene Ontology annotation, biological process: cellular response to stress; protein phosphorylation; MAPK cascade. Gene Ontology annotation, molecular function: ATP binding; MAP kinase kinase kinase activity. Lineage: Eukaryota; Metazoa; Chordata; Actinopteri; Gobiiformes; Gobiidae. The coding region runs from base 559 to 4686 and encodes 1375 amino acids. The transcript has 30 exons. The record is from RefSeq and is a predicted model, not a curated record.